This is a messenger RNA of Cercopithifilaria johnstoni, 489 nucleotides long. NCBI's taxonomy places the organism in Eukaryota, Metazoa, Nematoda, Chromadorea, Rhabditida, Onchocercidae. The record is from the annotation of a GenBank genome assembly.
AUGUGUACCACGUUGGGUGACUGCAAUGAUGAUAAUGAGAAUUGUUUUGAUACGUUUGAAAUAUAUCAACAAAACGUUGGUGUCAAUCAAUGUCUAAUCAAUUCUGUGAAAAGUACCUGUAGAGGUUUCCGCUAUACGGAUAAAUAUAUCAUGAUACAGCAAGAGUGUGAGGAAAAAUGUAUCAAUCAGACAAAUUUAUCAUCCUCAUUAUUGUCAUUGGAUAUCAAUUUAUCGGAACAAAUUAACCUUGGAAUCAGGCGUAUCUUUUAUACACAGGUAGAUUUUCUGUUCCGGAAUAUAGAUUCGAAUAAUUUCGAAACAAUCAUAAAUGUAAAAUUGUAUCGCUAUAUCUAUGUUUAUUCUUGUCAAAUACAACUACUGGUUCUUUACCAUCAAUGGCAAGCAUAUCCGAUAGUUAAGCAGGCUUUGAACGAAACAGUUGCAUCGUUGAUAAUUUUACCACCAAUUAACUGCUAUAACAUAUGCUGA